This is a messenger RNA of Lasiosphaeria miniovina, 4071 nucleotides long. RefSeq lists its product as uncharacterized. The transcript has 3 exons. Gene Ontology annotation, biological process: early endosome to late endosome transport. Gene Ontology annotation, cellular component: plasma membrane; early endosome; tubular endosome. The record is from RefSeq and is a predicted model, not a curated record. Bases 1 to 4071 code for a protein of 1356 amino acids. Gene Ontology annotation, molecular function: guanyl-nucleotide exchange factor activity; SNARE binding; phosphatidylinositol binding. Lineage: Eukaryota; Fungi; Ascomycota; Sordariomycetes; Sordariales; Lasiosphaeriaceae.
AUGCAACCUCUAAACCCAUUCCUCGCCGCCUUCUCCAAGAGCCCCUUUCUCGUCCAGUGCUCGCCGGCCCAACAGCACAUUCUGCUCGUCCCCUGUACCGAUGUCCUCCUAGACUCCCGCGACACCGAGACCGGCGCGCCGCUGCUGGCCUCGAUAGCCUCCGAAGAAUUCCUGGGAAGCCAUGUGCUGCGCAUUCCCGCACCAAAGGCGCACGUCGCGGGAGGGAGGGAUGUCACGCAGAACCUGCGUGAGAUGAGAGGCAAGCCGAAGGUCUACAACACCCUCAACGGCAGGAGCAUUGUCAUCAAGGAUAACUACCUGUAUACCAACAAGGGAUUCAAGGCGUUGGCCCAAUCUAGCCUGCUGAACGAUGCCAUAUGGUACCCCGACACCCUGGAUCCGAGGGCCUUUCUGGUCUACUAUAUAUCGCGCCCACUGGUUGGAUCAUGGGACGAGGUCAAGAUCGCGCCAGCCAUACUCCCCCCAUCGCCGAGCAUAAGACCCGGCCCCUCGCAGAAUGUUGCCUCCGAGUCGAGCGAGUCUGCCGGGCUCCCGCGGAAAAAGGAUAUCAAGAGCUUUCACGAGCUUCUCAACAAUUUCCCCGUUAUUGCCAAGCAGAUGCAGGCGGGCUUGGAGAAGCUUUUGCGCGAGUUCACUGUGGUGUUUGAGCGGCCUUUGCCUCCGCCACCGUCUGCUGUGGAUAUCCCGGACCCCGAGCAUGUGGGACCGAUAGCAAGCGCCAUGAUCAGGGCCAGGUCCAACAGCACCGGGAGUCCGGGUGCCACGAGGGGAACGGCCAAUGGACACCGGGUUGUCGAGAACUUUUUUGCCGAGGACGACGAGGACGUCAUGAGGGUUUCGCUGGAAACGGCCGUAACCGCCGCCAUAGACCUGUUUCAGAGUGUCGACAAACACCAGCUGUCGCUGCUCGGCGCGACAACUGAGCUGACCGGCCCCGUUGUCGAGCGACUGAUCGAGCGCUAUAUCACGGAAAACGUGCAUCACCUGUUAUUCCCGCGACUGGCGGCUCUUCGACGGCCAGACGACCUCGAGUUGGAGGCAAAAAUACGGCAAAUGGACUUUAUUGACAUCUCUCAACUGGGUAUCCUCAUUGAUGGGGGGUCCCAGGGAAAGCGGGACGUUCUCUCGCGGCUAGGACGCGCCGUUGAAGAGUUCCGAAGAAUGCCCAACGCUACCUGCCCGCAAGAAAUGAUGGAGAUACUCUUGUCCACAACAAAAGCGGCGACCCAUUUCACCGAUGCACCAACGCCGGGACAACCGAAAGCUCAGACGUCUGAGAAACCCAUAAUGACCAUCAACGCAGAUACCCUGGUGUCCCUUCUGUUAUAUGUUGUGAUAAAGGCACAGAUCAAACAUCUCCAAGCACGGCUCACAUACAUCCGUCAUUUCAUUUUCAUAGACGAUGUGGAUAGUGGCGAGAUUGGAUAUGCCCUUAGCACAUUCGAGGCUGUUCUCUCUUAUCUCGACCGUGAGUCUGGAGGCCUUCGGAGAGCUAGCCGACGGAACAAGGCUCUGUGGGAUUCUGUGUCGAGAGGCGACAUACCCGAGCUCAAGAACAUUAUGGAGCCAGACUCGCACUGGGCAGAGGAAGAUGAUUUUGCCGUCGAGUCUACUCCGUCUUCCAGGAGGGCGUCCUCCAGCGGCUGGAGUUUCACAAAUGGAGCGUCCAGGCGGUCGUCAUCAGCCUUUACUGUCUCAGAGAGGUUCUCGCUAGGAUCUGGACUCGGUCAUGUGUUUCCGUUCCAGAACGAAGAUGGAGACAGGGGCAAUGGCGGCAAAGACGAGUCUCCGCCGCCACCAUUCAAAAGAAUUAAAAAGGUGUCGAUGGAGACUAGGAGCAUGUCUAUCGGUUCCGAAAUCUCAUUCCGGUCGAUGCCGGCGAGUAUCGGCACAUUUGCCAGUGGGGUCGAGGGAGACACGUCGAUUGAGCGACUCUCACAAACACAAGACGCCUUUGGGGAGUCGGUACCCAUGAUGGCCAUCCAAAACCAGCGGUUAGAAAUCCUAAAGUAUCUCCUGUCGCUCAAGCAAUACUACUCGGCCGAGGUCCUCCUCGACGACCAAAACAACGAAGGCACCACCCUGCUCAGCGCGGCUGUUCAGCUGGGUCAGCCUGACAUUGUCAACGUGGUUCUUGACAUUCUCUUGGAAUCAACCGACGACGAUAGAAUGCGCGAUUGCCUCACGAUUCAAGACACCCGCGGGCGUAGCGCGGCUCACUACAUAUUUCAUGCUCCGUUCUUAAUAAAGAGAAUUGGCAAACUGCUGCCAUGGCGGCAAAAGGACAAAAACGGACAGACACCCUUGUUUGCGCUAUGCCGGUCCUAUGACCAUCCUCGCUACCACAGUAUGGUGGAGGAGGGACUGGAGGCGGCAACCAAGACACAGGCGGACGGCCGGCUACUUCACCUCGAUGACCAUGUGGACACCAAAGGGAACACUCUGCUACAUAUUGUCAACGACGCCAAGCUGGCACUGCGGAUUCUCCAGCGCUGUGAUGUUGACGUCAAUGCGACAAACGAAAAGAGGUUCACGGCGUUGAUGGUGGCCAGUAAAUAUGGCCGCUUCGACAUGGUGCGGGUGCUGUUUAGCGACCCCCGCGUCGACGUCACUGCGAGGGAGCUGCGAGGGCUGACCGCCGUAGAGCUGGCCAAGGACGACGAGCUCCGCAACAAAAUCGACGACCUGGUUCUCUUCUCCCUGAUCCCAGGUCCCGAUUCACGCACGACCGGUGUCGUGCGGUCCUAUUUCGUGGAAGACGCCUCGAUCCGUUUUGUGCUCAAGUCCGGAGCACCUGUCGACAAACAGAGCUAUGCCGUUACGACUUGCCGGCGUUCUCUGACCGACUUUGAACACCUGGCGAAGCUGCUCCAAAUGGAGAACCCGGCCUCGUGGAUACCGUCGCUCUCAGAUCUACGCUCACCCACGCAGAUCCCGUCCAAACCAAGUAGGGCGGUGCUCAAGGACCUCCAGGUGCGGAUGGACUGGUUUCUGCGUGUUCUGUUGUCUCACCCCACCUUUGCAACACACGAGAUGUUGUGGGAGUUCUUCCUAGUGCCCGACUUGCAGCUCGACACGAUGGCCGAGCGCAGCAAGCUCAAGGCAGAUGCGCUCGCCGAAAAGGUGCACGACGAGCUGGAGCCGGUUGAGGACCUCAAAGAAGUGGAGCAGUUUGUUGACCAUGCCCGCGACAUGGUCCGCAGCGUGCAUUUUUCGACAAGAAGUGUCGCAAGGCGGGCAAAUGUAAUGGGGAACGCUGCUAGUGAUCUAUACGAUGCUUCACAGAUACUCACCAGAGCGCUCAGCGCGCUGCCCUUCUUGCCCUUGUCACAUAGUUCGGCCUUUGACACCUAUGUGCGGAGUCUGGCGCCUUCCCAGUCCUCACCCUACGCCCUCUUCUUCACCACGUUUUUCGCUCUAUAUGGCAACGUAGAGGCCAUCCUCAAAGCACUUGCACGGCCGCCGCAAACCAUCGCUAAGAUCAUAGGAAUCCGCCGCGAGGUCGAGCGUGGCUACAGCUCCCUCAACCGGUCGUCGCGAUGGCCGCUGGGCCUUCUCGACGACACGCGGCAGCGACUCAACGAAGAGCGCGAGGAGAAGACGCGUCGUCACGAGAUUGAGGCGGAGCUGCUCAGCAAGGAACUCAGGUAUACCCAGCAGACGGUGGCGCUGGAGCUCGCCGGGUGGCGAGACAUGCACGAGAAGAUGGGCCGCAAGGCCAUCAAAGACCUGGCCAAGGGAAUGCUCAUUGCCGAGAAGAUGCGGCUGGACGGACUGCAGCGUGCACUUAGGAAGGUGAGGGAUUCUGCGGCUGCAACAGCGCCCGCCGAGGUCGAGGAGCCUGUGGUGGACGGCACGCUCCAAGGCGUUGGGGGAGAGCAGACCCAGGCAGGCUCCUCACUCCCUUCUUCCGUGGCAGCAGACGAGGUCGGAGGCCGCCAGAGCGUGACAACAAAAGGAAUGGCAGAACUGCUCACCGACACACCGCUCCCAGCGGAUGGCGAAACGCCCGGCACUGGCGAGGAGGCCAGCAGUGGCCUUGCGGCGUAG